Lactuca saligna is the source of this 660-nucleotide messenger RNA. NCBI's taxonomy places the organism in Eukaryota, Viridiplantae, Streptophyta, Magnoliopsida, Asterales, Asteraceae. The record is from the annotation of a GenBank genome assembly.
AUGGCUGAGAACGAUAACAAAGUUGUAUAUCUGAGAGUUCAUCUACACUAUAAUGGUGUAUUUGUUCGACAUCCUUCUGGAGCUAUCGGGGAAGAGUUUCAAAACGUCUACUACUGCUUACCUAACAUCCCUUUAUCUAGAGGGAUUCGUCCCAUUGUAGAUGAUUUGGAUUUUACCCAGUUUAUAGAUAGCGGGUAUGAAUACGGUGAAAUUUUAGUUUAUGUUGAUCAUAAUGUGAAUGGAUUGGAGGAAUGGUGGGAUGAUGACAUGAAUCUGGUUAUUAGUAAAGAUAAUGAAAGUGGCCUUGAAGAUGAUGCUAUACCUAGAAAAGAAGAAAACAUUGCUCCUAAUGAAAUCCAUCCCAAUGUAGGUCUUGAAUAUGAAGUAAUUGACAUUGACAAAAUACAUUUGAACAUGAUGACUGGCGAUGCGUUUCUUAGUAAGUUAUGUCCUCUAGAAGGUGAUACUAGUGACAAUGAAGUUGAAGAAGAAGAUGUUGAGAUCCAUUCCAUUUUCAACCCUGAUAUACAAUGGAAGCGGCAAGUACCUGUUCUUGGGAUGAAAUUUGAAAGUCCAAAGCAGCUGAAAAAAAUGUUAUGUAACUAUGAUGUGGCAAAUGGAUACCAACUAUGCUUCAAGAAGAACGACAGUAAAAGUUAG